This is a messenger RNA of Sinocyclocheilus grahami, 4282 nucleotides long. Its product is annotated as pro-neuregulin-3, membrane-bound isoform-like. Gene Ontology annotation, biological process: animal organ development; nervous system development; intracellular signal transduction. The record is from RefSeq and is a predicted model, not a curated record. Lineage: Eukaryota; Metazoa; Chordata; Actinopteri; Cypriniformes; Cyprinidae. The transcript has 9 exons. Bases 1326 to 3344 code for a protein of 672 amino acids. Gene Ontology annotation, molecular function: chemorepellent activity.
GUAGGCUUGAGCAGCGGUAAAAUCCCACAGGAGAUUAGAGCGGGAACACGCGCUAGUCCGGACGCUUUAGAAAUGGCAGCCCUAGGAUAGAGCAACAGACAGGCAAAACAAACACAACAGUAAUGAGGAAUGGAUGAAUGUUGUCUCAUGGAAAACCUGGACGCUGUCUCUCUUUUUUUAAACCCUCCUCAUUUUCUCUUUCUCUCCGUCUUCGACAAGCUCACGCCUCCCUCCCUCCCCUCCAUCCCUCCGCUCCGCUCCUCUCCCUUCCUCUCUCUCUCUCAUUCUCUCUUGCGCUCUCUCAGUGGAGGAAUGUAGAUAGAGGCUGAGCGUACACCCGCUGCUCUGCACGAUAUCAACGGCUCGCUCUACGGUGGUGGGUCGCUCAUCAGAUGCUGUUCAGAAUGGAUUUGUACUGCUAAUGGAUUUGUCCAUCCACCGUCUCUUCCUGGACAACUCUGCACCUGCCAUUGCCUCCUCUGCCGGGUUUAUUGCUCAGCUUGCACAUACCGGGAUCUGUGCUGCAGGUCCCUUGCUCCCUUAAGGAUGCUAUAAAUCAGCAGGAACUUUGGUCGAGGAAAAAGGGACAUAUUGCUUCACGGUCAACGGCGAGUCCUCCUUCGUUAGGGAACCAGCUUUCUGGGAUAUGUAUAGCUGACUCAGCGCUCGAAUACAAGACUGUGAGUCAGAUCAAGACCUUGAAAAUGAAUGGGUAAGAACGAGGGAGCCAGAGAGGAAAAAUAUGAGCCUGUUUUUAACUUUUACUGAACUCAACCUUCAAAUAUGGCAAUGAAUGGAGGAACGAGGUCGGAGGAUAAAUCUAAUGGUGGUGUCAUCUGCAAAAAGAGGGAUUUGAUAAUCUGACGACAGAGAGUGCUGCUGCAACGGCUGGUGCUUGGAGUCAACAUGCAGAUGAUUGCACUCCUCCCUUUCCUUCCACCUUCUUUGUUCAGCACCUUUAUUUAAAAUUUGUACCAUUUUAGUGAUCUUACGACGAGCUGGAAGUCAUCUGGACAUAUUGGUGGAACUGGACUAAAGGACUGUCCUUUUUACCGGAUUCUGCAACCGCUGAGAUUUCUACCUCCGGAAUUCUAUUGGGUGUAUGCGCUUGUCUGUUUGUGAGUGUGUGUAUGUGUAUUAGUUGUGUGUGGAUGUGAUUUGUCUGCCUUGAUGUGUUCAUAACUAUUUCUGUGUUCUUGAGGUUGUGAUUUACUUUCCCAUUUUUUUUCCAAUGUCUGGCUUUGCUGGCCAGCGUUUCGCCUUGUGCUGUCCAUGUCUGCCGAGUGCCCGGCCGUGGGGUUAACCCUUACAUUGCCACAGGCGAGAUGAGUGACAGCUCUGGAACAGUGAACAACUCGGGGGCUAUGGUACUGGAGGAGCCCGAUGGAAGAGGUGGCUCUGGUGGACGUGAACAAGCCCAGGCCCCUGCUCGUGGAGGCAUUUUAAGGUGUGGGAGCUGUGCCCUUUGGCCCCGCCAACAGACUUGGCUCUGCGUGGUUCCGCUUCUCAUUGGCUUCAUAGGCCUAGGGCUCAGUCUGAUGCUGCUGAAAUGGAUCGUAGUGGGUUCUGUGCGGGACUACGUGCCUACUGACUUGGUGGAUGCCAAGGGAAUUGGCCAGGACCCCAUCUUUCUGUCCAAGCCUAGCACUUUUCCUAAGGGAUCUGACACCACCACCACCACAACCACUAUUGGAGGGGUCAGCUCGGCCAGCCCCACUGUCACCACUGUGGUGCGGAGCAGGACUCGAACGGGAACUCCUCCGAACAUUCCCCCUAGGGGUGGUGGUGCAUCCGGCAGCCAGGUGACGCAGAAGAGCCCCUCUACACGCUUUGUCACACGUAAUCCCACCUUUACGACCACCGUGGCCUCUACCACAACAUCUACUGUCCAUACGUCCACCUCCAGCCCCUCUCCCUCCAACCCUGCCGUUCUAAACGACUCCACCCAAAUGUGGACCAGAGAGCAGUCAUCCACUGAGAGGCACGUGACCACGCCUGGUCGAACCCACGUCAGCCGCAAGACACCAUCACCAACUCUACCGCCUUUGAAAUCGGAGCAUUUCAAGCCAUGUCAGGAGAAAGACCUGGCCUAUUGCCUGAAUGAUGGGGAGUGCUUUGUCAUCGAGACCCUGAGCGGCCCACACAAACACUGCAGGUGUAAAGAGGGUUUCCAGGGCAUUCGCUGUGACCAGUUCCUGCCCAAGACUGAUUCCAUCCUGUCUGACCCAAUGGAUCACUUGGGCAUUGAGUUCAUGGAGAGCAAGGAGGUGUACAAAAGACAAGUGAUGUCUAUCACAUGUAUUGCCAUGGGGAUCAGCUUUCUAGGCACACUCUGCAUAGCUCUCUACUGUCGGAACAAGAGAAGGAGGGAAAAGCUCCAGGCACACUUGAAAGAGAGCCGUAGCCAGAAAAACUACAACCUCAACUCUUCCAGCCUGGCCCCUAAACCCAGCCUUAGGCCUCAGCAAGGCCUGCAGCUCCAAAAAUAUUAUAAACCCACAAGUUCCUCGCCACCGCAUGUUCGAGAGUCUGGUUUCGUUCAAAGCACUGCUGCCUCUACCAGUCCACAAGGCACACUGACAAGGAAACACCCCAGGAGUGGUUCCCUCUCUCAUAGUCCAGAUCAAAGGAUUCGUUCUGCUUUUCGGCCUGCAUCUCGCAGAACACCACCCAUAACCAGAGGAUGUCUCAAUGCCAUUGGUGGAACGAGAGAUUCUGGUCCUGUCUACCAACAUCUCCAGGAAGUAGACAGCUCAGAGAGGGAGUCAGUGAGAAGGAACCUCUCUGGGCCAGGUAAUGACCUACAUCAGGAUUCAUUUUACAAUAUGCAAGCCUCACAAUCCUCAAAAUCUUGCAGCAGCCAUUUAGACCACAGGUGUGCUAGGAGCCUCAGGUCGGGCGGUUCCAGCCAAAGUCCUCCUGCUCCCUACCGUCCCUGCUCUAUCCCAAUCAUCCCCUCUGUCCACUCCUACCAGGAUGAGGUCUCGUGUAUGCAAACCGCCCCUAGUGCUGGAAGCAACCGUUCUAGUCCUCUGGAAAGCACAGAGGAAGCUUCGGCCCUUGAUCAACAGUCUAACGUAACGGUCUCCAAUCGAGCAGCUGGUAGACAGGAGGAAGUGGCCUCACUAUUCGACGAGGCUCAGGAACAGCUCAGAGCGCUAGCACAUGCCCAGAGGAAGCAGGAGGACAUCAGUAGCUCCGUCCCUCAGGGGGCCAAAGAGACUGUGUGCAUCCUUUUAGCAAAUGGGGGUGGACAAGGGGGGGUGGCUGCUUUUGGGCCCACGGAAACUCAGUUAGUGAGCCCCAGAGACACGCACAAAGAUGCCACAAAGCCUGGCCAAUGAGAAGGGGUUGACAGAACUAACCACAAAUGUCCCGUGUGUCUUUGGGCUUCAGAAUACUCCGGCAACAUUGGGAUACCACUGAAAGCUAUGAUUGAAUUUCUGAGGACGUGCUGUGGGCGAUAGCGUGAGAGAGUGACAGUCUCGAACAUGUGAAAAGAUAAUUUAUUUAUAUGCAUUUAUUUAAGGAGAAACUUAGAAAAAGAAACCAAAUAGUCUGUCAUCUCCAUGGUGUUUUUAACUGUAUAAAAUAUACAUAAAUAUAUAUAAAUGGAUAUAAAUAUAUGAAUUCAAACUGGUGACCAAGUACAAAAAUGGAAUAUGGGAAUGAGAAACUUUCUUUUGAAGCAUAUCAGCCCCACAUCCUUAAAGACUCGAUUGGUUCAAGACUGGGUGGUUCAAAAGUUAUUUAAAAAAGGAGUUUUUCCACUUGUUUCACUCAUUUCCAGUCAAGCUAAGCUUGUCCGACACACAAUCUUGUGUUUUGCACCUGCCACUGCAGCAGCUGUGUUUACUAUCACCGUCCCAGUCACUGUCCUCUACCCUGCCAAGGAAUAUGGCUCCAUCUGCCUUUGAAAACCGUGGAACGUGGAUUACAAUUGGAUUAAACUUCUAAACGCUAAUCGUAUCCAGGCAUGAGGUAACUGAUAGUGAAGCACUGCCUCCAAGACAUCGAUUGGAAGAAUUUGAUGUGUCCGUCCGUUUGUGGAGCAAUCUGCAUUUAGUUUUUCUGUGCCUUGGCACGUUCACUCCUUCAUUUGGGUUUGGAUAUGAGUAAAGAUAAGCUAAUGGAACAGAGCACAUCAUACUGCACACCACCUGAGAUGCACAAACAGACCGUCGACGCCUCUCUGGAUGGACCAAGGAGAUUCCUGCACGGGAUAACAGAGAGCAAGCUUGGCCAACACAAGGAGCUUCUGUGUUUUGUUUUGUUUUGUUUU